Herpailurus yagouaroundi (jaguarundi) is the source of this 6667-nucleotide messenger RNA. It is a transcript of the gene SEMA3A, whose product is annotated as semaphorin 3A. Gene Ontology annotation, biological process: neural crest cell migration; semaphorin-plexin signaling pathway; negative chemotaxis. The record is from RefSeq and is a predicted model, not a curated record. The transcript is spliced from 20 exons. The coding region runs from base 645 to 2963 and encodes 772 amino acids. Lineage: Eukaryota; Metazoa; Chordata; Mammalia; Carnivora; Felidae. Gene Ontology annotation, molecular function: chemorepellent activity; neuropilin binding; semaphorin receptor binding. Gene Ontology annotation, cellular component: plasma membrane; glutamatergic synapse; axon.
ACCUUCGUACACAAUUACUCAAUCCACCGUAAGGCCCUUUAAUAGGAAACAAGUGUGACAACGGCAAGCCUCUUUUUUUUUUUUUUUCCUCCUCCCUCUUAAACCACAGAGUCAAAUAGCUCUAAUAGAGAUGAAGCUUGAUAGAUCCGCCCAGGUGUAGGUGAAAUGGUAGAGCCUCAGGGGUAAUAGAUGCUGUGCUCUCAUGCUGAAGUUUAGCACUCUGUCCUGACCGGCUCGCUAGCAGCAGUGAGAUGGGCUGCUCCUUGUACAGUUACAGAGUCAACACGCUUCUUGCCGCUCACGUUUAUGCCUAAUCCGGAGGGCAACCUGGAGCUAGGUAAGAACAGCAGAACAGCUCUUUGACUUCAACGUGUGGACAAAGGACAGCAAAUGCAGGUACUUGAAGUGUCCAGGUACUUAAAAUAAUCAAUUGGACUGAGCAGAUGUACCUCAGGACUUAAGAAUUUUUCCAGAAGGAGCCUGUUUAUGUGAUGGAUUACACUGAUUGAUUUUUGAAUGUUGAAUCAGCCUUGCGUACCUGGAGUAAUUUUCACUGGAUUGUGUUUCCAGAUUGUUUGAACUUCUCUGGCCGCACAAUACAGGAGGGAAGGCAGAGCAGCACAGGCACCUCCAGCGUCUGCAGCAUGGGCUGGUUCGCUAGGAUUGUCUGUCUUUUCUGGGGAGUAUUACUCACAGCCACAGCAAACUAUCAAAAUGGGAAGAACAAUGUGCCAAGACUGAAAUUAUCCUACAAAGAAAUGUUGGAAUCCAACAAUGUGAUCACUUUCAAUGGCUUGGCCAACAGCUCCAGUUAUCAUACCUUCCUUUUGGAUGAGGAACGGAGUAGGCUGUAUGUUGGAGCGAAGGAUCACAUAUUUUCAUUCAACCUGGUUAAUAUCAAGGAUUUUCAAAAGAUUGUAUGGCCAGUAUCUUUUACCAGAAGGGAUGAAUGCAAAUGGGCUGGGAAAGAUAUCCUGAAAGAAUGUGCUAAUUUCAUCAAGGUGCUUAAGGCUUAUAAUCAGACUCACUUGUACGCCUGUGGAACGGGGGCUUUUCAUCCAAUUUGCACCUACAUUGAAAUUGGACAUCAUCCUGAGGAUAAUAUUUUUAAGCUGGAGGACUCCCAUUUUGAAAAUGGCCGUGGGAAGAGUCCAUAUGACCCUAAACUGCUGACGGCAUCUCUUUUAAUAGAUGGAGAAUUAUACUCCGGGACCGCAGCUGAUUUUAUGGGGCGAGAUUUUGCGAUCUUCAGAACUCUCGGGCACCAUCACCCAAUCAGAACAGAGCAGCAUGAUUCCAGGUGGCUCAACGAUCCAAGGUUCAUUAGUGCCCACCUCAUCCCAGAAAGUGACAACCCUGAAGAUGACAAAGUAUAUUUUUUCUUCCGUGAAAAUGCGAUUGAUGGAGAACACACCGGAAAAGCCACUCAUGCUAGAAUAGGUCAGAUAUGCAAGAAUGACUUCGGGGGUCACAGAAGUCUGGUGAAUAAGUGGACAACAUUCCUGAAAGCUCGACUCAUUUGCUCAGUGCCAGGUCCAAAUGGCAUUGACACUCAUUUUGAUGAAUUGCAGGAUGUAUUCCUUAUGAAUUCUAAAGAUCCUAAAAAUCCAAUUGUCUAUGGAGUGUUUACAACUUCCAGUAACAUCUUCAAGGGGUCAGCUGUGUGCAUGUAUAGCAUGAGUGAUGUGAGAAGGGUGUUCCUUGGUCCAUACGCUCACAGGGAUGGUCCCAACUAUCAGUGGGUGCCUUACCAAGGAAGAGUCCCCUACCCACGACCAGGAACUUGUCCCAGUAAAACAUUUGGUGGAUUUGACUCUACAAAAGACCUUCCUGAUGAUGUUAUAACAUUUGCAAGAAGUCACCCAGCUAUGUACAAUCCAGUGUUUCCUAUUAAUAACCGCCCAAUAAUGAUCAAAACAGAUGUCAAUUAUCAGUUUACACAAAUUGUGGUAGAUCGAGUGGAUGCAGAAGAUGGCCAGUAUGAUGUUAUGUUUAUUGGAACAGAUGUUGGGACCGUUCUUAAAGUAGUUUCAAUUCCUAAGGAGACUUGGCAUGAUUUAGAAGAAGUUCUGCUGGAAGAAAUGACAGUUUUUCGGGAGCCAACUACUAUUUCAGCAAUGGAGCUUUCCACUAAGCAGCAACAACUCUAUAUUGGUUCCACCACGGGGGUUGCCCAGCUCCCUCUACACCGAUGCGAUAUUUACGGGAAAGCGUGUGCAGAGUGCUGCCUUGCCCGAGACCCUUACUGUGCCUGGGAUGGCUCUUCAUGCUCUCGCUAUUUUCCCACUGCAAAGAGACGUACAAGACGACAAGAUAUAAGAAAUGGAGACCCAUUGACUCAUUGUUCAGACUUACAACACCAUGAUAAUCACCAUGGCCACAGCCUUGAAGAAAGAAUCAUCUAUGGAGUAGAAAAUAGUAGCACGUUCCUGGAAUGCAGUCCAAAAUCACAGCGAGCUCUGGUCUAUUGGCAAUUCCAGAGGAGAAAUGAAGAGCGAAAAGAAGAGAUCAGAGUGGAUGAUCACAUCAUCAGGACAGAACAAGGCCUUCUACUGCGUAGCCUACAGCGGAAGGAUUCAGGCAAUUACCUCUGCCAUGCUGUGGAACAUGGUUUCAUGCAAACUCUUCUGAAAGUGACCCUGGAAGUCAUCGACACAGAGCAUUUGGAAGAGCUUCUUCAUAAAGAUGAUGAUGGAGAUGGCUCUAAGACCAAAGAAAUGUCCAACAGCAUGACACCUAGCCAGAAGGUCUGGUACAGAGACUUCAUGCAGCUCAUCAACCACCCCAAUCUGAACACAAUGGAUGAGUUCUGUGAACAAGUGUGGAAAAGGGACCGAAAACAACGUCGGCAAAGGCCAGGACAUGCCCAGGGGAACAAUAACAAAUGGAAGCACUUGCAGGAAAACAAGAAAGGUAGAAACAGGCGGACCCACGAAUUUGAGAGGGCACCCAGGAGUGUCUGAGCUGCAUUACCUCUAGAAACCUCAAACAAGUAGAAACUUGCCUAGACAAUAACUGGAAAAAAUGCAAUAUACAUGAACUUUUUUCAUGGCAUUAUGUGGAUGUUUACAAUGGUGGGAAAUGCAACUGAGUUCCACCAAUUAUAAAUUAAGUCCAUGAGUAACUUUCCUAACAGACUUUCCUCCUAAUACCAACACCUAAUAGAGGUCAGGUGAACGCAGAGGUUCACUUUAGCAGACUUAAUGUUUCCUAAGAGAUUUCAUUGUACAGGUUUCCCUUUCUUCUUUGCCUGAGAAAUAAAAAUGUCAUUUGCCAUAUUGCCAUCUAAAGAAGAAAAACUGCAUCAGCAAAGCCAUUUUAUUGAACUAAAAGUCUAAAAUAAACUGCAUGGAUUUAUGAAGCUGAUGAAUAUUCCAAAAUAUAGUUGGAUUCAAGGAUAUUUUUUGUCUACCAGCACUUGUGUUUAUAUGUACUGGAGGAGUAAAAUGAGACUGAAUGAAAUGGUCUGUGGAAAUAUAAAAAAACAUAAACCAUCCAUCAUCCAGAGGAAAAAUGGAAUACACUGAUCUACUACUGAUGUCUUCUUUCAGCUUUGAUCUAAAGAUGUAUUUUAUUAAAACUAUAAUUUAAAUGUACCAUGACAAAUAUGCAGUAAAAAUUAGCUCUUUUCUAAGCUAGAGUAGGUUUUUGUCUUAUAGUUAUUGUGCUCUAUAGUUUUUGUUUUACAAAUUCCAAUUGUGUGCUGCUUUUUUCCCCCUGACAUUGUGUUUUUAGUUCUGCAAGAGGGAUAGCCGAUAUUGUUCAAGAAACACAUAAACAUCAUUAACAGUUGAUUCCUAAAACCUGGACAUAAAUUAUGCUUUAUUUCUCUGAGGAAGUCAAACAGAUAACACCCCCCUUCUUUAAGCAUGAUCAAAAUUAAUUUUAACUUGCAUAAUGUUCUUAGAAAAAACAGAACAUUUAACCAGAAGAAAAAGGAGAAACAAUUUUGAUUUGUUCAAUGCAUUGUGUUGCACCUAAUGGUUCAAUAGGGAGAAAAGGAACUGCGUAUUUCAUGAAAAUAAUAAGCAUUGUUUUAAUAUAGCAUUAACAGAAAAUCUCUUAAUUUUGUGCUUGAAAACCCGCAUGAUAUUUGAGACAUAAAAACUCUCAUUAUUCCUUUAGGAAUUACAUUUGUGUCACUUAAUUUUCUUGAAAGAGAUCAGUAAUAUUCAGAACAACAUCUUAAAAGCAAAUUUUCCAACUCUGUUUACAUCUGUAUUAGCUGUCUCUUACCUCACCUUGUUUAAAGCAAUGAUCUGUUUUAAAACAGAUCAUCUUGAUUCAUUUCAUGUUGAUGGGAGUGACUUUUAUGCAAACUGUUUUCUGGGACACAACUCACACUUAAGUCAUGUAAAGCUUUUUGUUUACUCCAACAACUUAUAAAAUAAGGUAAAAGAUGUUCAAUAAAGGACUUGCCUCGUCCCUUGUCCUAACAUGAUUCCUUGAGAAUCAUUGACUUCAAGGUUUAUAAGGCCUUCCGCAUUAUGAUAGUUUCUUUUGCACUGCACUCACCUUUCCAGGAAUCCCUCCCUAGAUUCUUCAUCAUGCACAAAACUGCAAAGGAAACAUCUUCUUGCUAAUUAAUGAAAGCGGCAUUGAAAUUCUAACUCUAGCUGUCUUGGGAUUCUAAUUAACUCAGCAUUAAUUUCUCACCUCAGACUACAGUGAAUUUUUUAAAAAAAAAUCUCAGCUGAAAUAUUUCACAGAUGGGAGCUCAUGUUUCAAUUUAGUUGUCUGAAUAAACAAUUUGUUAAUGCCUAUUUCAAAUGAAAGUCUAAAAAUAUUCUACAUUCAAUUUUAGGCUCCAUUGAUUAAUCCGGUGUUACUUACAGAAGUACAUCCUUAAACAGUAUUUGAAUUUUAAAUUAUUUGAAGGACAUAUUUCUGUAGAGAAAAAGCAACGUUUGAAAUACAAAUCAAAGAACAAAGAGGGCUCCAAAAAUAGGUAUUUUUUUUCUAUUUUCAUGGAGUAUCUUAACUGUGCUAAAAUUUGGUGUCGCAUUUCCUUCUAAAUUUUCAACUGAAACAGAUUUGCAAUAACAGAAGUAUCUUAUUUCAUAGUAGUCCUCAAAAAUAAUGGACUUGAAGGGAUGGAGGGGAUGCCUUCCAAUAUCCGAACGCAUUUUGUUAAGCAUUAUGAAAUACCCAGAGAAAGUAAGUUUAGACGUCAAAGAAAAGAAACAAAACAAGGAAAUCUACUUGCAUGUCUUUAUAAACUAUCAGGUCUAAGUUUUCGAAGAAAAUUAUUGAUAUAACUUGCAGGUAGAUAGCUCUUAUUACAGUCAUAAUCUGCCAGUGUGUAUUAAGAGGGGACAGUUUGCACGAAAAAUAAUCAACGUCCCACUUAAUUUAAUUUUAAUAGACUUUGGCAUAUGCAUGUAUCAUCAGAGUUGAAAGUUUGUUAAGACACUCAUGUGAACAUAAGCAAGUUAUGACAGCACUCUUAAGAUUGGAAAAAGGUACAUCGCAGCAGAGAAAUGAUGGCCCAGUUGAAAUCAAAUGUAUAAUGUAAAUGCAUGUAAAUGCACACUUAAUGCUACUUUAUGUAUUAUUUAGUGAUUUUCAAUGGUAUGUGUUUAAUAUUUUUGCUACCUAUACAUUAGGCAGAAGAGAUGUAAAUAAUUUUGAAAAGAAGAGGAAGGACAGUAAACUUCAACUUUUUAUAGGGACUCCAUUUCAGUGUGUUCAAUAUCACCCUAAAAUGCAAGAUUUCCCCACACAGGUGACAAGGUGGUUUAUGUGCUAUUUAAGGACGGAGGGUGUGUGCCCAUUCAAUAAGCAUGUUUUUUGCCAGGUAGUAAAUAUGUUCCAUAUCUGUAUUUAUCACUGCAUUUCAGAUGGGAACUAGAAAACUGGAGAGAAAAAUGUAAUGAAACUGCUGCUGUAAAUUAUUCCUUUUAGCAUGUAUUCAGUUGCUAAAUACACAUUUCUUCAAAAUAUUUGAAUUCAGAUGUCUUUACUGUUCCCUGUAGCAUAUGGUGUCAAGGAACAUAAGUUUAGAAAAUGCUGAGAACCAGAGUCAGGUUGCUACAUAAUCAGCUAGCAGAUUUCUCCGUUCUAGUCAUCUGUAAACUGAGUUCUAUAUUUAUGGUGAUGAUGUUCAUUUUUAUGCCCUUUAAGUUAAAUAUUGUUAUUUUUUAUGUCAUGCCUAAAAGAGGAAAUAUAGGGAUGAAAUUCUAUAAUGUGUCAUUAUCAUGCUCAGUUUGGUUUCAUUCAGGAUCGACAAGGAUGGCCAACAGUUGUUACUGAAAUUGCCUAUCCUUAAGGUCAUAAGCAAGCAUUUCAUCAAUAUGAAGUGAUCAGUAUAACAUUUUAAAAGCUUUGUUUUAUGAGUUCAUUUUUAAAACACAAUUUGCAUUCAAACUUUAAUGGAAAUUAUCCAUUGUGAUGUCUUCAAAGACAAACUUAACAAACAAGAUUCAACAUCAUCUUAUGGUGUUAUCAUGUGUUAGAUAUAAACUGGCCUAAUGCCAAAGGCAUCCAUGCUUUUUAUUUUAAAGCUGUAAUAAUUAUCCAAAUUCAUUGUUAAUGUUUGCAAAAUACGUGUUUCCAUAAAAAGGAAAACAUUGUUUUUCACAAAGUCUGCAAAAGCCUAUUAGUUUAUCUGCUUUCUAACAAUUUUCUUGCACUAGUUAAUUAAAGACACAUACUUUUUUAAAGUUAA